AUGUUGUCACUCGUAUUCUGGCCGCUGGCCGCCCUUGUGAGCCACGUCUCGGCUGCCAUCCCCUACAGCGACUAUAUUUUGGCUCCAGCAAAUCGGACUAUAUCUCCGGCGUCCAUAUACAGCACCAGCGGAAACGUGACCAAUGCCGCUGGUGUCACCACCUCUGGUAAUGGGCCAACGAUUCUGGGCCCAGGCUCAUACAUUACAUUUGACUACGGGAAAAAUGUCGGCGGUGUUGUAUCCGUGACCGCUGGAGAGACGUCGGAUCCUUCAGCCAAUGUGACUCUUUCCUAUGCUGAGUCGUCUUAUUUCAUCAGUGCCAACAGUUCCGAUGCUAUGCAUGAUGGUGCAGCAACCGUACCCCUCUACUUGCCAGUCGGAGAAGGGGUGGGAACCUAUACAGUCAGCGAUGAUUACGUCCGCGGGGGUUUCAGAUACCUGACAAUCGGGAGCAACUCGUCUGCGGAUAUUGAGCUGGAGGCUGUGGUGACGAACUUCACCGCGGCCCCUGUGAAUGAUUUGCAGGCCUACACUGGGUACUUUCACAGUAAUGAUGAGCUUCUCAACAGGAUAUGGUACGCAGGGGCUUAUACUGUGCAAUUAUGUACCCUCCAGCCUCAAUACGGAGAUGCGUUUGAUGGCGGCCUAACUGCAAGUGGCCUAUACACGUGGUCGCAGAAUGCGACACUCACUAAUGGCAGCACGUGUCUCGUUGACGGUGCGAAACGGGAUCGUGUUGUAUGGCCGGGUGACAUGAUCAUCAGUAUUCCCACGGCAGCCUUGACGACGUACGACCUCACCAGUGGACUGAACUCAAUCAAUUCAUUAAUAAUAUACCAGCAGCCAGAUGGAAUGUUCCCAUAUUAUGGGGCUACUUACGAAACGCUGACGCACGCUGAUGCUUCCUUCACUUAUCACCUUUACACCAUUGUCGACUUACUGUACUAUUACAUCUGGUCCGGAGACGUUGAUUAUCUUGAGGAUAACUGGUUCCGCGUGCAGGCUGGCUUGGCCUGGUCUCUCAGCUACGUCGACAGCUCAGGCUUGAUGGACGUCACUUCCAGCCUUGAUUGGGGGAGAAAUAACAUGGGUGGCCACAAUAUUGAAGCAAACGCUGCACUCUACUACACUCUGAACUUGGCAAUUUCCGCUGCCGGAGUUGUCGGAGACUCUGUUUCAGCCUCAAAUUGGACGCAGUAUGCCGAGAAUAUCAAGACUGCCGCUAACGACUUGUUGUGGGUUGAAUCCCAAGGCCUCUAUAUCGAUAACGACAGCGGUGAUACAUCUUUGUAUCCACAAGACGGCAACAGCUGGGCCAUCAAGGCUAAUCUUACUCAGACCGACUCGCAGAAUCAAGCCAUCUCUUCGGCUCUUGCCUCACGCUGGAUCUACCCGUAUGGGGCACCCGCUCCGGAGGGCACAGAUGUCAUCUCGCCUUUUGUCAGCGGCUUAGAGCUUGAGGGACACUUGCUCUCAGGGAAUGCAACGAGAGCUCUAGACCUGAUGCGGCUGAUGUGGGGAUAUAUGCUCAACAGCGAGAUCAUGACGAAUAGUACCUUGGUCGAAGGCUAUUCUACCUCUGGCAUGCUGAACUACCCUUCCUAUGCAACAAGCUCUCGCAUCAGCCACGCGCACGGGUGGAGCACGGCUCCCACCACAUUGCUUAGCACUUACGUUGCAGGUCUGCAUAUUUUGUCGGCCGAAGGUACUACAUGGUUAGUUUCUCCCCAGCCAGGCGAUUUGACCGAUAUCGAAGCCGGCUUCUCCACGGGCCUGGGAGUCUUCAAUAUAUCUAUCGUCGCCAACGGAGCAGGAUUGGUCAACCAAACGACCUUUUGUACACCCGAGGGUACUUCAGGAGUCUUUCAACUGGAGGAUGGAGUGGGACUGCUCUAUUAUCAAGAUGGAAGCUCUCAGGACUUUAACGAAACGGGCAAUUCGGCCUCUCCAGUUAGGAAACAGAGACUACCAUCCUUAAAUCAUACCUCAGAAAGUAAUAAGUAUGGGCCAGCUGGGAGUCAAAAGACGAAAGCUUCGCGGGGCAUUCUCAUGACACUUCUUUUGAUAUGUCUACAUCCUCUAUGCAUGGAAUCUAAAGACCAAGUACCCAUAACGGCUUGGAUCAACCUCAGUGGUUGGUCCUGCGCUUUCCCGUAG
Molecule: messenger RNA, 2157 nt
Organism: Cryphonectria parasitica EP155
Lineage: Eukaryota; Fungi; Ascomycota; Sordariomycetes; Diaporthales; Cryphonectriaceae
Product: family 78 glycoside hydrolase
Exons: 6
Coding region: 1-2157 (718 amino acids)
Biological process (GO): carbohydrate metabolic process
Source: RefSeq, a predicted model, not a curated record